CCGGAAACUUGCGCGUAUAAACUUCCAAGAGUCUCUUCGUCAUCACUUCUUCAGGAAGCCAAGUCCAGUCAAAACUUUACACCUCAGGCCUGCACCUUCCAAAGUCCAAAUCCAAAGCUCUUAUUGCUCAAUUUUCUUCUUCUCCUUCCUACCCCUUUUAAUUAGCUUCCCUGUUUCCCCUUCUUCUUUAACCUUGUAUAUGCACACAGAGGGCCAUUAGCCUCCAAAUUCAUCAUACCCAGAAAGCGAAAUUGAAAAUCAAGACAUGGGGUUUUCAUCAAAAGAAGAGAAAUCGAAAAGGGUGUUGAGGGGUGUAAAGACACUGUUUUUCUUAAUCACCAUGUUGAUUUCUCUGCUUCUGUUUUCGGCUCCGCUUCUUCUUGUUAUUGCUGAUACUCUUCUCCCUUCGGCUAUUCUAUCCGCCUCUUCUUCUUCUUCUUUGAUCUCUUUGGAAGCUCUCUCUUCCCAUUUCACUAACUACGACUUUCGGUACUCUCUUGUUGAUAUUCCGCUCAUCUCCAUUAUAAGAUCAGCUGUCAUAUUCUGCGUUUACAGCUUCUGUGACGGGCCAAGGCUUUCACAUGGACCGUAUUUGGGGAUCACAACCAUGUGUUCUCUGCUAUCUCUGGUGUUUGUUUCAUUGAAGGCUUCUUAUGUGUUUGGUGCUUCUGGUGUGGAAAGAGCAGAGUAUGUAAGAGCAACCGAAGUAGCUUUGUUCAUCUGCUCACUGGUUUUGGCUGUUGGGCAUAUUGUUGUGGCAUAUAGAACAAGUUGCAGAGAAAGAAGGAAGCUUUGGGUUUACAAAAUUGACAUUGAAGCUGUUUCAGCUUGCAAAAAUGGGUUCCCUAGAUAUCAGAAGCUUCUUCAAGAAGAAAGAGUGAAGUGAACAAUCAUACGACAUGAAGCAAAUUUUGGCCUACCAGUCUUAAGGGUCAUUUAUUUACAGAUUUAUUAAGACGAAUCAGUAGUGCAAGGCAUAGCUUCAGCCCCUUAAAACGACAUGCCGUAUGCCACAUACUACAUGUUGUAAACUGGUGGUUGUGUAUAUAUCAUUCAUUAUAGAGAGUAUAGAUAGAGGCUACCAUUGCGGCAAAUACGGUCUUUUUUUCUUCUUCUUUGUAUUCAUCAAUUGUACAGUUGAAAUUUGUAAGGAAAAGGUGUAAUACUGAAGCAACUAGCCGAAGCUUAAGCUUUUGUGAACUUGUGCUUGAAACCAAUGAAAUCGGAUGUGUUCACUCC
Molecule: messenger RNA, 1239 nt
Organism: Prunus persica (peach)
Lineage: Eukaryota; Viridiplantae; Streptophyta; Magnoliopsida; Rosales; Rosaceae
Exons: 4
Coding region: 266-886 (206 amino acids)
Source: RefSeq, a predicted model, not a curated record